UCUAGGUUCCACGACGUCAUAUCAGACGAAGAGAUUUUACAACUACAGGAUACCUGCAAACAGAACAUGAAGGUAGCAACUGUUAUUGGAGCGGAUGGAAAAAAAACCCAAAAUCUUCACUAUAGAACUGGUGCAAGUACCUGGGUGGAACCUAGGAAGAAUAUUUCUCUAAAACUAGAAAAACGAGUUGAACUUUUAACAGGACUCGAUACAUUCUAUAGAAAGGAGGUUAACACGUCCCAAUACUUCAAUAUGGUGAACUACGGACUUGGGGGACAUUAUAUCCCACACCUGGAUGCAGUAAAUUCCCGAACAUACAAAAAGGAAGGCUGGAACAAUACUUUUGGAGACAGAAUAGCUACCUGGAUGUUUUAUCUUAACACAGUAGAAGCAGGGGGUGCAACUGUUUUCCCCAUUCUCAAUCUCAAGAUAUUCCCCAUCAAAGGGUCGGCCGUGUUCUGGUACAAUCUCUUGCCAAGCGGUGUCAUUGAUGAACGGACAAUGCAUGCGUCUUGCCCGGUGCUACUUGGGACGAAAUGGAUUACUACAAAGUGGAUUCUUGAAUAUGGCCAGGAAUUUCGGAGACCGUGUAAAACUAACAUCAUGGACGAAGAUUUCUGAUUUAUGUGAUGAAAUGAAACAUUGUUAUAAUUUUGAUUUAUAGACAGAGGUAGAACUAUGUUAACAUCUAACAAUACAUUUCGUUCACAUUUGUUGUAAUUAAUUAUAUAUCCUAUAAAUAAAUCUUAUCUAAACACAUUCAUUUUAUGCAUUGGCAUCUAUAAAAAGUAUCUGCUUCACGCUGUGCAUGUAUCAAUUGAGAAGUUUUAAGAAAAUUCAAGUAUUUUUCAUCAUUAUAAUUUCGUUUGUAUCAUGUGUGUUUUUUCUGCUUACGACAACAAUACUGAUUAUGAA
This is a messenger RNA of Mizuhopecten yessoensis (Yesso scallop), 915 nucleotides long. Its product is annotated as prolyl 4-hydroxylase subunit alpha-1-like. Gene Ontology annotation, molecular function: L-ascorbic acid binding; procollagen-proline 4-dioxygenase activity; iron ion binding. NCBI's taxonomy places the organism in Eukaryota, Metazoa, Mollusca, Bivalvia, Pectinida, Pectinidae. The coding region runs from base 67 to 621 and encodes 184 amino acids. Gene Ontology annotation, cellular component: endoplasmic reticulum. Gene Ontology annotation, biological process: peptidyl-proline hydroxylation to 4-hydroxy-L-proline. The transcript has 8 exons. The record is from RefSeq and is a predicted model, not a curated record.